This is a messenger RNA of Fragaria vesca subsp. vesca, 2191 nucleotides long. Its product is annotated as auxilin-related protein 1-like. The coding region runs from base 194 to 1855 and encodes 553 amino acids. The record is from RefSeq and is a predicted model, not a curated record. Lineage: Eukaryota; Viridiplantae; Streptophyta; Magnoliopsida; Rosales; Rosaceae. The transcript has 9 exons. Gene Ontology annotation, cellular component: intracellular membrane-bounded organelle; cytoplasm; vesicle. Gene Ontology annotation, molecular function: clathrin binding. Gene Ontology annotation, biological process: clathrin-dependent endocytosis; clathrin coat disassembly.
CCUACUCAUUUUCUUAAAAACAAAAAAAGACCGAGAAUUUGAUUCAUCUUCGUGGCAAACGUUGUGCUCCGCCACCUUCCAAUUUUACACAGACACCCAGAUUCCCAUCUUCCUCCAAAUCCCCUUCAAUCCAAUCCAAUCCAAGCUCCCAUCUUUUCCUCCAAUUCCCGGCAAUUCCUCCCCAUUUCCCAAUAUGGACGACUUCGGCGUUUUGACCGAGAGGUUCGGCCUCAAACCCCAAGGCAAAUCGGCGCCGAUGGCCGCCUCCCGUUCCACCACCAACCCCCAAACGACGUCGUAUUCAUCUUCCUCAAAAUCCAAUUCCAAUUCCAAUUCCAAUUCCGCCUACGCUUCUUUUCUCGACGACCAAAACGGCUUCUUUUCCCAAUCCAGCUCCACCCAAAACGCCGCCGGCUCCGGCGGAUUCGGCGGCUACGACUUUCUCGGCGGCGGAGUCUCUAAACCCGCAAAAGGCUCCGACUUUGAUUUGGACUCCGUGUUUUCGGGCUCGAGUGCCAAUACGUCGUCGUUUGACGACGGGUUUGAUGUGUUUGGGAGCUCCGGUGGGUCGGUGAAUAGUAAUGUGAAGGAUGAUGACCUUUUCGGGUCGUUUGCUUCGGCUCCGAAACAGAGUGCUGCUCCCAGCAAUGAUCUGCUGGGUGAUCUUGGUGGAGUAAGGAGGAGAUUGCAGAGUAUGAAUAGCAAUGGCAAUGGAAAUGGGAAUAGGUACGGAACUGCGGCGAGGAAUGCAACUGAUUCUGAUGAUUUGUUGCCCGGGUUUGGUGUUACCAGUGCUUCCAAUAGUGGAAGUUACACACAGGAAAGCCGUACUCAGCAAUCAACUGUUAAUUUGACUCGAUCUAACUUCAGUUCCCCAAUGGUUGACCCCUUUGUGGUCUUAGAAUCAGUUUCAAGUUCAGGACCUGCAGAUUCUUUAGAUUAUCUUUCAGGACUGGAACAAUUCAGUAAGAUGAGUAAUUCCGGAGGUGCAAAACAGGGUGGUUCAUCAAAUAGUUCUACAAAACUGAAAGCACCCCCAAAACCAGCACAAGUUUCAAAGGAUAUAGAUGAUCUUGAGAUAUUUGCCAGUGCUACGGUGCCAAAGAGUGCUCCCAGAGUUCCUUCUCGUAAUGACGGGGUAGAAUCUUCAGCCACCAGACAUGGUAAAUCAAGUGGAGAUGAUCUGGAUUUCAUGUUCAGCACAGGUUUUCGGUCUAGCAGUGUACCAAAGUCAAGGGUUAAAAAACCGGACCCAAUAUUUGAUGCACAGACAGACAACAGAGGAGGGCCUAGGCCCCAAAUGACAUCUUCUAGGACCUCAGGUAGCAUGAAGAAGUCCCCUUCUGCAAGUGGUAUCUUUGAUGAUCUCUUUUCAAUGGAUGGAGGUUCUUCAAUGGUUGCGGAAUUUGAGGAAGUUGAAGGUGAAAGUGAAGAAAGACGAAAAGCCAGGUUGGGACGGCACCAGAGAACAAAAGCGCGUGCGUUGCAAGCAGUGGCAGAUAUGAACCAACGCGAUUUUCGUACUCAGCAGGAGCAGGAAGAGAGGCGUAGAAUUGCUGAGAGUAUGGAUACUAAAAUCAAGAGCUGGGCUGCAGGGAAAGAAGGGAAUAUGCGUGCACUAUUGUCUUCAUUGCAAUAUGUACUUUGGCCUGAAUGUGGAUGGGAGCCAGUUUCACUUACAGAUUUGAUUACUUCUGGCUCAGUUAAAAAGGUUUAUAGAAAGGCAACAUUGUUUGUCCAUCCUGAUAAGGUUCAACAGAAAGGGGCUAGUCUUCAACAAAAAUAUACUGCGGAGAAGGUUUUUGAUGUCCUGAAGGAAGCUUGGACCAAGUUCAACAAGGAGGAACUAUCUUAGUAUUCUUAUGAUUUAUUCUUUGGAGCUUCCAUUUAACAUUCACGAGAGGUUUUCCCCCCAUUGGGGAGGACGAUGCAUUUGCUGUGCGUAUUGCUGGUCCUUAGCUGUAAAGCAUGACAAGAUGAAUUUCACUUCUGUUUUUUAUCACAAAUUUACAAAUCUUCAUUUUGAUCUGUAAAAUCGUAAGUAUCAAAUACUACUUCUGGUUACGUUCUUGUACAUUAGUAGUGUUCACAGAGGUUAUUAAUUAGAGUGGAUACAUACACGCCCCAUUAAGAAAUCAAUCUAUAUAUGUAAUCCCCACUUUGGGAUUGUUAUUGAUAUUUUCUGUUACUC